CCCAAAGACCAGAAGGAGCACCGUCUUGCCCACUUUCACCUACUGGCAUUUCUUUUUCUCAGGUUUUGCAUCGCAGGAGGUCCAACCAGCGGACUAGGAUUCACUCUCAACGGAUAAUCAAGUCCACGGAUUUUCCUCCACAAAAAGUGCUUCGCUCCAGUUAAUCCAUGUGAAAAACUUCGUGGAUAUGGUGUGAAUCGUUAGUUAGAAGUGUUUUCGUUAACUCAGUUCGCGAAGUUCUGAGUUUGGCGGUAAAAUUAGGAUUUGUUCGCAAACUUUUAGAAAAAAAAAUCGGUUGAUUUGUUUGAAAUGAAAUGAUUAUGUAGCAACUUUUUUCAUAAUGUUUCUUCUCUUCGGCAGAACUACACAUUGAUUGAUAAGUGCACAUUGGAAAAAAGAGUGAAACCAAAUAUUCUAUAUUAAAAACAUUAUGCAGCUCCUGUUAGGAUCGUUAGGUUUUAUUCUUUAUGCACUUCUGCAGCCUAUUUUCUGUUCGUCUACAUCGACGACUACAGAAACGCCAGAAGCACCUAUGACAGUGAUAGGUGUCGCAGGCUCACCAGUCAACCUGCCCUGCAACAUAACACCUCCAGGAGAAGAAGAUGCAGAGGACGCCAUAGCCUUGGUUCUGUGGUACAAGGAUGAAUCAACAACCCCGAUUUACAGUUUAGAUGCCAGACAGGGCAGCUUGGACCAAGCAAGGCACGCUGCUAAAGACAGUCUAAAUGCCAGAGCUCACUUAAGUAUAUCAGAAAGACCAGCUUUCCUUAAGUUGGAUCCGGUAAUGGUGGAAGAUGAAGGAGAGUAUAAAUGCAGGGCGGAUUUCAAAAAAGCAAGGACGCGGUACAUGUCUGUGUUUCUGAAAGUAGUGGUGCCACCUGGUAAACCUGUAAUAACAGAUCGAAACAAAGAAGUCCUUCAAAGCCUAAUAGGACCAUAUAACGAGGGAGAACCACUAGUGUUGAUUUGUGAAGCUAUUGGAGGGCAACCCACACCAACACUCACUUGGUGGAGAGAAUCCGUGCUUUUGGACGAUAGUUACGACAUUCUCCCAAACGGUGUAAUUCGAAACGAAUUACUUAUAUCGUCAUUACAACGUCACGACCUGAUGGCAGUUUUAUCGUGCCAAGCUUCCAAUAACAACGUUUCUCUACCCAUGUCUUCAUCAGUCACUGUAGAUAUGAAUUUCAGACCAUUAGACGUGAUGAUUGAGGGGGAUCGGCAGCCUUUAUCAGCCCAUAAAACAGUAGAGCUGGUUUGUAGAGCAACAGGUUCAAGACCACCAGCCGUUAUCACUUGGUGGAAAGGUACAUCGAAACUAAAAGCCCUCAAAGAUAACAUCUCAGUGGAUGGAAACGUCACCACAAGCAUUAUCACCAUGACGCCAUCUAGCGAAGAUAAUGGGAAACAUCUGUCUUGCCGAGCCGAAAAUCCCUUGAUAGCAGGCAGCGCUAUCGAAUAUGGAUGGAAACUAGAGGUCCACUAUGUUCCCCAAUUAACACUUCGGCUUGGCAGUAAGUUAAGGCACUCUCACAUACAAGAAGGUAACGACGUUUACUUGGACUGCAGUAUCAUUGCAAGCCCAUGGGUGAACGAAAUCGGCUGGAGAUUCGGUGGCAAAGAGUUGCACACAAAUACAACAGCAGGAAUCAUAGUCAGCAACCAGAGCUUGGUUCUUCAAAAGGUGCAACGGUCUUCAAGAGGUCAUUACACUUGUGUUGCCAGUAAUAGCGAAGGAGAAGGAGAGAGUAAUGUUGUGCAAUUAAGAGUACAAUACAGUCCAUUGUGUAAGCCUGGACAGAAAGUGGUAUAUGGAGCAGCCAGGCACGAAGCGGUUAAUGUUCUUUGUGAAGUAGAAGCAGAUCCAAGGCAAGUCAAUUUCCACUGGGAAUUCAACAGUUCCUCCGACAAUCUGCAAGUCCUACGUUUUGUUCCGGAAGGAUUACGGAGCGUGGCGACCUACAUUCCCCGGACGGAACAGGACUACGGGACCCUCCUGUGUUGGGCAGAAAACAGUGUGGGGAGACAGAAAGAUCCAUGCGUCUACAUCAUUGUCCCUGCAGGUCCACCAGAUCCCGUGCAGAACUGCUUUGUGACGAAUCAGACAGAAGAUUCGUUUCGAGUGGAAUGUACCGAAGGAUACGACGGAGGCGUAUCUCAGCAUUUCGUCUUGGAAGUUUACGAUGCCGUUAAUAGUGUGCUUCAGACAAAUAAAACCUCCAACGAGCCCCUCUUCAAUGUCAAAGGCCUGUUACCAGGAAUGGAGUUUCUUAUCAUUGUGUAUGCCAUGAACAGUAAAGGCCGCAGUGAAUCGAUAGCUCUGAGGACAUCCACUCUCACCACUCCAGAGAGUUUGACUAGAACAGAGGGUGAUGUAUGGCAAGUGAGCUUCAGUCCUAUUUUGGUAGUCCUCUUGGCGAUUGUAAUCGGAUUAGUUUUGAUUGUUUUGUUUGUGAUUUUGAUCGUGAAGUUCCGUAAGAAGCAAAACAACAGAAAAGCUGCCCAAGAUUCAGCGAAAGAUGACAAAUGUCAAACACCGUUGCGGAAAGACACUGAUGACGAAUGGAAGUCCUGCAGUUGCGCAGGCGAAGAAAAAUGCCCCGAUAUCAUUCCAGCUCCGUUGAGGGAAGGAGCCAUCGAAGAUGAUGAUGAUCUUUGUGGAGAUGGCCUUCACUGGCGUACGUCAUCUGUAGACAGUGGUCCCGGGAUCCUUACACCAGAAUCUUAUUCUAGAAGUAAACUGACUGCGUCUGGUGUGCCAUUACUACAGAACACGCCACCAACCCCACCCCUUUCACAAGAGCUCUCCUUACAGCCCACUUUACUACAGGAGUAUUCGCCUACACGAGUCAUCGUCAAAACUGCCAAACAGGGAUUGGGUGAUAGCCACACAGAACUUAUCACCACUACCAGUCGACAGACAAAAGUCUGAAGGAGUACCUGUUAGGUGUAACUUUAACCAGUAUCUUAAAGCAACGCAAUAUGCUUCAGUGGAAUAAAGGAUUUAUGAAUUCAUGAGACAAAAAAACCAUUAAUGUGAUCUCAAGACUUAUCAAAGCAGCGAAAUUUUAUCCCUGUGACAAGAUCUUCAUUUGGUUUUCAUAGACUCUCACGUGACAUAUGAACAAACGAUUUCGUCAUUUUCACGAUACAUCUCAUCAGAAGGACCUUAUUCAUAACAUAAAGUUUUCGAUGAACAUUGAACAGAAAACUUUUGUUGAACUCAUUUUGCUUCCUGUGGUUCAGGAGCUUAUCAUUGCGGUCAAGUACUUAUGUGUUUUAAAAACUGUGUGGUGCAGGUUGUCUGUGUUAUACUUCGAAUUACAUCUAUAGAACUAAAAUAUACGAUUCAGACUUUAAACUGGCUUCUGAAUUAGCACAAAUACAAAUUGCAUUCUAAGAAUGUUGCUGUGGAAAUAUUUAUGACCACUUAGUAAACCAGUAAUCGUUGUCUUUAUGCUACAGGAUGAGUUUCUUUUUAUAUAAUUCUACAAAAUUUCUCUAAAUGUAUGCGACUGGAUACAUACGAAAUGCAAGAAAUAAAUUCAAAUUUUCGUUUUUAAUAUAAGUUAUCAUUUAAAUUAUUUUGCAAAUGGUUGAUUAAUAAAUUAUUAUUUAUUUUUAUACAAAACUUUUCUCUUUCGGGUAAAACAAAUUAAAUAAACAUUUUCUUUAACAAUCAAGUAGUAAGUUAUUUAAUAAGGUAACAAUUUUAGAGAAUGACCACUGAGCAAAGGAAGGAAAGAAUGAAAUAGAUAGUUCCAAAAAAAAAGGAAUGGAAGUUUCAAAGUUCCCAUAUUAUCUGAAAUUAUCUAAUGUUGAUAUGAAAUACAUCAACUUUGCUAAAAGUUCAAGAAUUCAUAUUAAAUCUGCACUCAUUUUCAAUAUUUAAAUAUAAAUUAUUUUUUUCAGAUUUGAUAAAACAUCAAAUCAAAAACUUAUUUAAUAGAUAAGGUAAAUUGAUUUAAAUUACUUAGUAAAAACAUCUUCCUCCAAAUAAUGUCCAAUAGUGUUUCAAAAUAUUGUUUCUUGUAUUUAUUCUGUUCUUGGCUUAUACGAAUUCAGUUUCGAUUGGAGUAUAUGAGACCAAUUUCAUUCCAAAUCUCUAAAAUAAAUUUAUCUUUGUGAAUGUAUUGCAUUUGAUAUUUAAAUCAAUCAAUUUGUUCUGUGCUAUUUCACUCUUCCAGUUAUAUUAUUAUGACAAUGUUAAAUAUAAAUGUGACUGUAAAACAAAAGACUGAUUUUAAGAUAUUCAAGAUAACGGAAUAAUUAUUAUAACUCAUAAAUGUUCUCAUUCCAGGACUGAAAUAUGAUGCUUCAAAAAUUUAGGUGAAUAUUUUCAGAAUAAAAAGGACUCUGAUAUAUCAAUGUCUAUGUGUACAUAAAACACACACAAGAUGAAAUUUUAUACACAUAUUUGAAACUUGUGAAUCGGAGAAUGUCAUCGAUGCAAUGUUUUGAUGAUGAAAAUAAAGCUUUUUAUU
This is a messenger RNA of Argiope bruennichi, 4484 nucleotides long. Its product is annotated as hemicentin-2-like. Gene Ontology annotation, molecular function: protein binding. NCBI's taxonomy places the organism in Eukaryota, Metazoa, Arthropoda, Arachnida, Araneae, Araneidae. The record is from RefSeq and is a predicted model, not a curated record. The transcript has 14 exons. Bases 431 to 2932 code for a protein of 833 amino acids.